CAACAAACAGGACACCUUCAGCACGUUUGUAGCUUGUUUCAUAACACCAAACCGCACAACACUUCCCUGAUCUAUGUUAGCGAGUUAUUUAUAUAUAGUGUAACGCCAGUCAGAGAAAUGAUGUGCAUUAAACAGAUAUUUUUGCGAACAUAUCGCUUAAAAGUCGGACAAGUGCUCGGUACAGCUUUAACUUCCAGCAGAUGUUUUCAUGGUGAACAACAAGUAUCACGUGAAUCCAGCGCACUUCCCAUCAUUCAUCACAGCAGGUAUGUGUGCGACCUCCCUCCCAACCACAGGUUUCCUAUGGGCAAGUUUCCCCGCGUGCUGCACUUCUUAAUCAAAGAUCAGGUGAUCACAGAGGAACAGGUGUGGGUCCCUGAAAUUGCCUCUAAAGAAUUACUCAGCUGUGUGCACACUGAGGAAUACUUAAACGACUUCUUUAUUGGGAAAAUCAAUGAGCAGGAACAGAGGAGGACAGGUUUCCCCUGGAGUGAAGGCAUAGUGAGGCGCUGUCGAUAUGAGACAGGUGGGACUGUUCUGGCUGCUGAGGUAGCUCUGCAGAGGGGUCUGGCCUGCAGCACAGCAGGAGGAACACAUCAUGCCUUCCCAAGCUACGGUUCAGGGUAUUGUCUCCUCAACGACUUGGCAGUUGCCGCCAAAUACCUGAUGGGUGUCUCCUCGCACAAAAGGAAGAUUCUGAUCGUGGAUCUAGACGUGCAUCAGGGUGACGGCACUGCUUUCAUUUUUAAAGAGGAGCCGUGUGUGUUUACAUUCUCAGUGCAUUGUGGGAAAAACUUCCCCCUCCGUAAACAACAGAGUGACCUAGAUAUCAGCUUGGAUGAUGGGAUGGAAGACAAGGAGUACCUCUCCACAGUGGAGACCCACCUCCCUUUGCUGCUGGAGACCUUCCGCCCGGACCUGGUUCUGUAUGACGCCGGUGUCGACCCUCACUGGGAGGAUGAGCUCGGGCGGCUGCGUCUCACUGACCAAGGGCUGUAUCAGAGAGAUCUGUACGUGAUGAAGACUGUGGUGAGCAGAGGUGUUCCCGUCGCUGCCGUUAUCGGAGGAGGAUACUCGAGAGACAACGACAAACUGGCCCUCAGACACUCCAUCCUCCACAGAGCAGCAACUCAGGUUUGGAGGGACUGUGGAAUGUAAAACCUUCAUGCCCCGAAUCCAGAAGACCCACAGAGCCUCACCAGUAGUGCAGUGCUUCUCAAAGUGUGGUCCGCGGACCACUGGUGGUCCGUGAGCGCCCCCUAGUGGUCUGUGAGUAUAUUGGUAACAUUUCACAUUUUAAAUAAAUGUAAGUUUUCCGCACUCUUGUGGGAAUAUCUCCGUAAUGGAGCGAGCUUAAGUUUCAAUUGAUUGCAUGAUAUAGCCCAGCGCAACACCUUCAUCACACAUGUUGCCACUUGUUUGUACCAUUUCCAGGCGAUUUGUAAUCUGUUCUAGAAAAACGAUGUGAUUUUGGAUAUUUGUGGAGUUAGGUGGUCCGCAAGUGUUUUUUUUAUUGGUUAAGUGGUCCUUGGUAUGAAAAAGUUUGAGAAACACUGUUUUAAAGCCAAUGAAAAUAUCCUUAUUUUGAAAAAGCAUAUAUGAAAUGUAACUAAUCAUCUAAAUCUGCAGCUAGUAGCUACUAAAUGCGUAACAUAAAUGUACUGGAGUGAUAUAAUGUCUAUAUUUUUGAAAUAAUAAAUCUGGUGUUCUCUAUGUUAA
Molecule: messenger RNA, 1719 nt
Organism: Gymnodraco acuticeps
Lineage: Eukaryota; Metazoa; Chordata; Actinopteri; Perciformes; Bathydraconidae
Gene: hdac12
Product: histone deacetylase 12
Exons: 8
Coding region: 118-1158 (346 amino acids)
Molecular function (GO): histone deacetylase activity
Source: RefSeq, a predicted model, not a curated record